Molecule: messenger RNA, 1211 nt
Organism: Nomascus leucogenys (northern white-cheeked gibbon)
Lineage: Eukaryota; Metazoa; Chordata; Mammalia; Primates; Hylobatidae
Gene: GLRX
Product: glutaredoxin
Source: RefSeq, a predicted model, not a curated record
GUAAGCACUUUAUGCUUCCCCAGAGGUGACUAAACUCUGAUCAUUGCCAAUGGGCAGGCACUCCCCAAAUGUCCAAGGACAACAAAGAUACCCAGAGUGUCUUUCAUAGCUACCAAUGAUUAAAUAGCAAGUAUUGCAUUCCUAGGCAUUGCUAACUAGUGAAGUAUACCAGAUGGAAAUGUCUUCGAAGCUGUCCCUUUAAAACUCGAGCAAGCUACCAGGCAAACUCCGCCUCCAGGGAGGUUCCUUAUUAAAUAGGAGCCAACAGGCUGGGUCAGGGCUCAGUAUCCCAAGCAAUACCUGCAACUGAGGAUUCUUCCCGGGGAGAUCGCAGCCCAUCGGCAUGGCUCAAGAGUUUGUGAACUGCAAAAUCCAGCCUGGGAAGGUGGUUGUGUUCAUCAAGCCCACCUGCCCGUACUGCAGGAGGGCCCAAGAGAUCCUCAGUCAAUUGCCCAUCAAACAAGGGCUUCUGGAAUUUGUCGAUAUCACAGCCACCAACCACACUAACGAGAUUCAAGAUUAUUUGCAACAGCUCACGGGAGCAAGAACGGUGCCUCGAGUCUUUAUCGGUAAAGAUUGUAUAGGCGGAUGCAGUGAUCUAGUCUCUUUGCAACAGAGUGGGGAACUGCUGACGCGGCUAAAGCAGAUUGGAGCUCUGCAGUAACCACAGAUCUCAUAGGAAAUGUUCAACAAUUCUGUGAAAGGUCACAGGACCCAAUUGGAGAAAUCAUAUGAAAAGCAUAGUUGGUCUUGGUGUCAUACGGAUCAGAGGCACAAGUGCAGAGGCUGUGGUCAUGCGGAACACUCUGUUAUUUAAGAUGGCUAUCCAGAUAUUCCUGAACACUGUGUAUUUAUUUGAUUUAGACUACCAGCGAAGAUUAAAGCAUGAAAUGUAAAACAUCUGAGAAAACUUACAGCCCCCUACACCAAGAGCGUAUCUGUGAAACAGCUCCUACACUUUGAAAACUUAAGAAUCCCUUAUUAUGAAGUUUGCCUGUUCUAGAAUCGUAAGAUUGUUAAUUUCCUUCAGUCUCUAGUAACAACACUUAAUUUCUUUUCUAAUAAAAAAAUACCUAUAGAUGAUUCAGUGAUUUUUGUACAAUUCGUUUCCAUGUUCUCAAGACAUUAAGGAAUGUUAUGUGAAAUACACUAACUUAAAAGUGUGUUUAUGUUGGCCCUGCCAUUAUAAAUAAAGACACAUGCUGCUGUCA